CAAGUCCCAAGCGGCAGGAGACGAGGGCUGCUUUGCGCCACCAGCUGGGCAAAUAUACUGAAGUGGAAUGCUGAUGCUGUACAAGUGCAAGUAGUGCUUCACUCCCACAGCUUCCAGCCAUCACAAUCGCUGCUUCAGCCCGCAUGCACCACAGCUCCUCCACCAGGGUGGACUGGCAAAAAUAUAAUGGUCUAGAUUAUAGCUGUGAAAUUUACAGAUUAACAGAGUUGGAAGGGACCUUGUAGGUCUUCUAGUCCAAUACACACACACUCACCACCCAAGCAGGAAACCCUACACCAUGUCUGAUAAAUGAGAGUCCAGUCUCUUCUUGAAAGCUUCCGGUGAUGAAGCUCCCACAACUUCUGAAGGCAAGCUGUUCCAUUGGUUGAUUGUUCUCAUGUCAGGAAAUUUCUCCUUAUUUCUAGGUUGAAUCUCUCCUUGAUCAGUUUCCAUCCAUUAUUCCUUGUCUGGACUUUGGAUACUUUGGAAAAUAGCUUGAUUCUCUCCUCUCUGUGGCAGCCCUCUUUAAAUUACUUAGCUUUUGAUGAAGGUGACAUGAUGCCCCAACAAGUCCUUGUCAACUCUUAGAGAUCAUAUAUUUUUUCCCUGACAUCUAUUCCUGACCUGGUGUUUCAGGUCUUCUACUGGUGCACCCACUGCUACUGUAAUUGAAUUUAUUCAUCUGGUCCCCAAUUCCAACGUAGAUUUAUUUUGAACUUUUUUUCUCUAAUCCCUUCUCUGCAGCUUUGAGUAUUAAGGCAAAUAAUAAACUUCGGACAGAAACUCAACACUACAGACCCGAUUUACUUUUACUUGUGAAGAAAUAAAAUAUUGGAAGCAACAGAAUGAUCACUGAAGCAAAUGGAAAAGAUAGGCACAAACUCGCCUCUGCUGAAUAUAAAGCAAAUACAUAACAGCCGAAUGACCCUAUACAGGUACAUUUUAAAAUACCUAUAGCUUAUCUUAAGAUCCAUCUAGUAAUAGCUUGGCGCUACAUACCAGAUGCUCUCUCUUCUGCGCCCUAUCGGAGGGCAAAGAAUUCCCCAGGGGCUAAGCCUCCCCCGCCUUCUUCACUCCCGUAUCUAAACACUGAUGUGACCUUCGUUUGGUACGAAAAGAAGGAAGCAGAGGACAACUCAGGAGCAGUUCCACAGCAGCCUGGCUCAACAGCGAGCAUGCUCAGUGCCUCUCUGACCUACUUGUGCAACCAGAGUCCGGGGAGCUCAGUCUGCAGCUUUGCUGGGAGCGCGCGUAGGAGAGCGCAAACCAGCAGGGAUUGCGGCGGCGGCGGCAGAAACGCGAGUAGAAGGGUGCAACACCCUGAGAUUCCCCGGGAGAGCGAGUCCUCCUGCACCUGCUGGGGCUCCAAAAGCCGAAAUUAGCCGGAAGUAGCUUCCAAAUUUGCCUAAACGGCAGCUCUAGGGAAAGCUGAGGACAAGAACACUCAUCGGUCAACGAAGCUGCCUCUUGAGAGCCCUAACCGGAAUCAGAGAAAAAGGCUUCCAUGCUGAGUGUGGCUUGCUCCAAGAAAGAACUGAGCUUUGACUGAUCUUUGUGUAGAAAUGAAGCAUUGAAAACAGAUGAAGCAAAAAGCUGAAAGAAAAAAGAAGAUAGAAUUUUUUAUUGGCCAAGUGUGAUUGGACACACAAGGAAUUUGUCUUGGUGCAUAUGCUUUCAGUGUACAUAAAAGAAAAGAUACGUUCAUCAAGGUCUAGUUUUUGUUUGCUUUUGAAAUUUGAAGGAUCAAAUUUGAUGGGCUACUCCAGCCUGGUAUAUUUCCCAGUUCCAGGUCCACUAACUGUGAUUGGCAGAUAUAUUUGAAGACAGGUGAACAUGUUCAAGAGCCACCUUUUUUUGUAUUACUGGACCAUCUUUCAUGUUUUCAAUUUAUUAACAAUAUGGACAACUGCUGAAGAUGUCAUAAACAGCACUUUAAAUCACACAGACCUGCUGACAGGAUUUGUACCGAUGGUAAUCUCCAGAAUUGACCAUAUUAUAGUCAAGGAAGGUUAUAGUGCCUUGAUUGACUGCAGUGUUCAAGGUUAUCCAGAACCAGUGUACAAGUGGUACAACUCAAAUGGCCAUUUGGUGAAAGAAGAUGGUGACAGAGCAGGAAAAUGGAUUCUCAAUAGCGGACAACUAAAUAUUACUAGCGUGUCAUUUGAAGAUCGAGGAAAAUACACAUGUGCCGCUUCUAACAUCUAUGGCAAAGUGAAUAAUACUGUCACCCUGAGGGUUGUAUUUACCGCUGGAGACAUGGGGAUCUACUACAUGAUUGUAUGUCUUGUAGCAUUUACCAUUGUUUUGAUCUUAAAUAUUACUCGACUAUGCAUGAUGAGUAGCCACUUGAAAAAGACUGAGAAAGCAAUCAAUGAGUUUUUUCGGACAGAAGGAGCUGAAAAGCUGCAAAAAGCUUUUGAGAUUGCUAAGCGCAUCCCAAUAAUCACCUCAGCAAAAACUCUUGAGCUUGCCAAAGUAACCCAGUUUAAGACAAUGGAGUUUGCCCGCUACAUUGAAGAACUAGCUAGAAGUGUUCCCCUACCACCUCUUAUAAUGAAUUGUAGGACUAUCAUGGAAGAAAUCAUGGAAGUAGUCAGAUUAGAGGAACAAGGCCAUAAAUUUGUAAGACAAUCAGCCGUGGGGCAAGGGAUUAUGGACCCUGAUGAAACGUACAUGACUUCCAGUCCCCUAAAGCGUAGUGACUCUCUUGCCGCUGAUUCAGAUGCAUCUUCUUUGCAUGAACCACCACUCAAGAUUGCUAUUAAAGUCUCAGUUCACCAGUUAACUAAGAAGGACUGUAUUGAUCACGUCACACAGGACAGUAUAGCUUUAGAAAUGAAAGAAGAGAAAGAAGUUGCUCAGGUACAGACGCAACCUAGUGACCUGGUCCUGGACCCUUCAACUGAAUUCAGCUCAACUGAGACAAUUGUGGGAAGCGGCAAGGACACAUGUACUAUUUAUGAAACCCAUUUAUGAUCAUUUAUCAGCAAAUGUAUACUGAUAAAAAUAGUGAUAAAAUGAGGUGGCAGAGUUGAUAAGCCUUAUCUGAACACCAUAAUUGAAAAAAAUAACUAUAUGGAUUUCUUGAUACAUUCUUCCUUAUUAUAUACUGUGCAGUAUAUUUAGCUGAGACACCUGAUAUAAUUUCUAUGACACUAAUAUUUACUCUUUUGGAUCGAGGGAAAUUUUAAUUAACAUUAUUUUAGUUCACAAAACACCUCAGAUAAUGGAUUAGGAUUCUGCUGUUUGCAAGAACAUCUAGAAAUUGUGUUUACCACUUAGAAAUAAGAUCUUAAAAUUCUCACUCGGAACAUUCCAUUUCAGAGCACAGCUGUUGAAGUCAGGAGAGUUCUUGGUAAGGUCUGUAUUAGCAAGAUGCUAUAAUACCUAAUGCUAUAUUACAUAAACAAAAAAAUCAUCUAUAUUUUUCAUUUUGUUCUAUCAAUUACUCCUUUGUGUACUUUUGUAAAAACAGUAUAUCUUUGGGUUUUUUAAAUUUAAUAGAAGAAAAUAAUGAUUUUCUUCACAAACUGGAUAAUUGGCUAUUUCUUUCAUAAGACAAUAUCUGGUCUCUAGGCAGAAAGUCUCGAGAUAGCUACCCAUUAUCCCAAUUACAAACAGAAAAUGGGAGUCAUCAGAACUCUACAUCACUGAGUUGAAGGCCUGCCUACCAGCAAAGAUAGGAAAGAAAAAGAAUUAAAACACAUUAAGGAAGCCGGUUAGCUCAGGCUGGUAAUAGCCUGUUAUUAAGAACACCGAAGCCUGCAAUUAUUGCAGGUUCGAGCCCGGCCCAAGGUUGACUCAGCCUUCCAUCCUUUAUAAGGUAGGUAAAAUGAGGACCCAGAUUGUUGGGGGGGCAAUAAGUUGACUUUGUAAAAAAAUAUACAAAUAGAAUGAGACUAUUGCCUUAUACACUGUAAGCCGCCCUGAGUCUUCGGAGAAGGGCGGGGUAUAAAUGUAAACAAACAAAAAAAAAAAAAAAGCCCUCAGAACAUGUGGCUAUCCCAAGUGGGCCUUCAUCAAAUCUCAAAAAAGACCCUACAGGAGCUCCGUCAUAACAUACAAUGAAGAGAACAGUAAACAAAACAACAUUGUCAUUCCAUAUAUUGCAGAAAUAUCGGAAAAGCUCAGGAGGAUCUUCAGCCAACACAACAUACAUGUACACUUCAAACACAAAAAUACACUAAGGCAGAAGCUUGUCCACCCCAAGGAUAAAACUUGAGCAAUGUGGUAUAUCCAGUAUAAUGCAGUGAGCCAUGUGCAGAUUUGUACAUUGGGGGAAACAAAACAACCAUUUCAUAAACGCAUGGCACAACAUAGGAGAACAAACCCAUCAGGACAGGAUUCAGCAGUCCAUCUGCAUUUAAAAGGCAAAGGCCACUCGUUUGAAGACAGCAAAGUCCACAUUUCAGACAGAGAGAGUGUCUGGUUUGAAAGAAGGGUCAAAUAGGCCAUCUAUGUCAAAAUUGAACACCCCUCUCUCAACAGAGGGUGAGGGAUACGACAUCAUCUAUCUCCAGUCUACAACAGAGUCCUUUCAACAAUUCCAACAAGGCCGCACCCAUUUGUACCACUCAGUUGACCACAAUGAUACAAUAAACCUCCAGGUGGCCUAAAAGAAUGCAAAUGACCAGCUGUCUGCAAGGAAUAUAAAUCCUUCCAUUCCCUAUCAUCCAGUAAGAGCUGAAGAAGCUUCUUGGUUGAGAAAUGAAACAUCUUCAAAGAAAAAUCAGAAAGUCCAGUUGCCUCUUGAAAAAGCACCUUUGGGACAACCAUGGCCUGGAUGACUGAGAAUCUCCAUAGACAUUUAGUUCAAAUUGCAUUAAGCAAGCAGAAUUAUUCUUCAGAAUAUCCAUGUCAUAUCAUGACAAUAUGCAAAAAAGGAAUCUGAUCCUUAUGCAUCAGAGAUUUUUUUUAGCUGUAAACUAGACCAAGCAAUCACAAGGAGAACAGUGGUUCAAAGAGGUGUGCAUGUGUGCGGACACACAUACACAGCUUCUGUAGUGCAUCACAUUACACUUUAUCUAUACUCCUCUCUUCAUGUGGCAAACCAAAUAAGGGGAACUCUGACCACGUUUGCAUUUGAUCACCCUAAUCUCUGCAGGAAUCUCUUUCAAUAUAAAAUGUGACUUUGUAUUGCUACUAUUAUUAUGAGGAUAGAAUCUGCAAUGUAUAGCUAUAGGAACAAUUUGAUUCUCUGUGUUUUCAAGAACAAGAAACUGAAGAUCUCCAUAAAAAGCUGCCCUGAAUGAUAGCUGUCAAGUAGGAAUAUCUGCAUCAGAUGAAAUAACUUCACUGCAUGAAUAGAUGUGAAUAAGUUACAGCUUCAGUUAUUCAGCAAAUAACUAUGGGAUGACAAUGAUCGGGGUUGUGCCUUACUCAUUAUAAUAUAUAAUUUAGAUUCAGAAGUUUGCUAAGAUACGGGCAAGCAACUUAGUGCUGCAGUAAUAAGCAAUAAUUGCUAGUGUACAGGGAGACAUCUCAUUAAAACUCCGCCAGGUAUUAUUUCCCAGGCACCCUCACAAAGCAGGUUUUCUGACUUCUUUAUAUAGCAAUUCAAUUAUUAAUAGGCUUUACUAUGAGCUUAUGUAACCAUGUUUGUGAUUCUUAAAUGUUCAUGUUUUUGUUGUGGUUGAAGGGAUUACUCUCCCUUUAAAAACAGAAGCAUGCCCUGGCUGGAUUAAACCAAAGGCCACCAAAUUCUUGCAGUAGCCCAUUCAAUGACAUUGAAAAGUCCAUUAGCAGGAUAGGUGUCCAGACUCCUUCUCUACUCUUUUACCUUACCAGCUGGUAUUUAGAGUGCCUUGGUGCUUCAGAAUCUAGACCGCCAUAUGGUACACUUAUUCUUCAAAGGAGCAGGUGAUAAGAGUGACUGAAUUUAUCUAAUCCCAUUAGAUUAGAAUUUACUUCAUUUAUAUAGGCAGUCAUCAUCCAAACUGAAUCAAUAGAUUAUGUGUUAUGUGAGCAAAUAUUUGAUCUGUUCUGAAUUUCCUACAUUGACUAAGUUCCAGUAUUGUGAUGGUGGGUCUUCUCCAAAUCUCUGCUGUUUCUAUUCAUUUGUUUUUCCCAUUAACUAAAAACAUAUUCUUAUAAUUUCCCCCUCGUUUCUAUUCAUUUUUGUUGUAAAUCAUUUACAAUACAUACACACAUACAUAAAUAUUUGCUGACUUCCAGAUAAGGCCUCAGAAUUCUAAAGUGUAAUAUUGGAAGCCAAAGAAGAGGUGCCUUCCUUGGCUUCACAAUUAAAAAAAUACAUAAGUCAUGGUUUCAAUUUUGCUAAUGGUUUAAGUUAUGGACACACUAUGUAAUUUGGGGAUAUCUCAAUCAAUGCAAUAGAUACAUCCAUGAAAUGUUGGACUUCAGAUGGUCUUACCCUGUUUUCCACUUUCUUAGCCAGUGAUUUCUGAGGUAAAAACUUAUUAAUUCAUGGACCUUUUUCAUCCCUCUUAAAAAAUUUGCAUCCAAGCCCUUUUAGAUUUUAGAAAAGCUUUCAGUGUAUUUUGGAAACAUCUCAAUUUAAGGUAUGUCAGUAUUUCUAAACAGUUAAUUAUUGAUUGAUUUGUUUUCUAAAAUUUAUUAGUCAUUCUAUUCAUUAGUAUUUCCAUUCUUAGGUACUACAAUGAAAUCAUCAAAAAAAUUGAAUUACAUGAGCUAGUUGACCUACAUCACAAUCAAAUGUAAUAAAUGUUGCAGUAUUUCCUGGUCUGAAUUUAGAGAAUUGUUUAGCUUUACAUAUUUUCAAAAUAAUAUUUCUAAACUGUUCAGAUUCACAGAAAGUAGAAUUUCUGCAUUUUGUAACUGCAGAAAAACUGAAUGGAUUACUAUUCAUCAUUUAAAGUCAACUGUAAAACAUAAAUACUAUGGCAAACACUAUGUUUUAAUAUUAAGAAUUGUUUAUCCUAGGUUUUGUAGU
Ahaetulla prasina is the source of this 6913-nucleotide messenger RNA. It is a transcript of the gene MFAP3L, whose product is annotated as microfibril associated protein 3 like. The record is from RefSeq and is a predicted model, not a curated record. NCBI's taxonomy places the organism in Eukaryota, Metazoa, Chordata, Lepidosauria, Squamata, Colubridae. The transcript is spliced from 4 exons. The coding region runs from base 1834 to 2976 and encodes 380 amino acids.